Molecule: messenger RNA, 818 nt
Organism: Ambispora gerdemannii
Lineage: Eukaryota; Fungi; Glomeromycota; Glomeromycetes; Archaeosporales; Ambisporaceae
Source: the annotation of a GenBank genome assembly
CAGCAAGACCACAAACGAUCAAUUACAACAACAAUCCUUCAAAUGAUAGAUCCUCAUAUUUACCAAAGCAAAAUCGAAUGAUUAAUACUUUACCUGGAGGUCCAGGUGCGGUUAUACGACCAAUGUUACAUCCGGGUACUUUUGGUACUCCAUAUUUUGGUCCACCGCCAUAUGAUAUGAAUAUAGUUGGCUUACCACAACCAACGAUGAUAUCACCUGACAUGACAAUGGGUCCUCCAAUGCCAAAUCUUUAUAUGAAUAUUCCUUCACAUGAAUGGGGAGGACCUGCAAUAGGCGGACAUUUUAUUCGUCCAGGAGCAAGAAAUCCGUGGGGCACCGAAGCCUUUAAUAAUUCAACAGAUCAGACAAAUAAUGCUUCUAAUUUCAAUCAUUCUUCACAAAAUAAUAAUGGUGGAUUUGUGCAUACACGUCCUGCAGUUCAAGAUGAAAAUAAUUUUUCAGCAGCGCAGAAUUCGAUGAAAAACUUUAAUCAAUAUGCAUCGACAAAUUACCCACCGCCGCCUCCAGCUGGUCCUCCUUUCAAUGAGAAAAAUCAAUUCGGAAAUUCAUCAAAGGAAGGAAAUUCAAACAAGUCACAAAUACUGGAUUCCAGGAGUCCUUCCACGGUGCCACCUCAACAUUCAUUCGAGAAAGGAUCCCAAUCUAAUCCAUCCUGGAUGCAUAAAAACGGUCAAUGGGGUCAAGCUAAUGGCACAGAUUGCUUCAAUGAAAAUAAGCCAAAUGACCUGCAACAAAAUCACAAAAGAGUAAACAACAGAAAUCCACCGUUUUUGCCGCAAUCACAACAUGAAAAUCCG